GCCAAAGAUAAUGUUAACUGCCCCAUUCAAACUUGGACAUUAGUCCAUUCACCUUUUCCCCUCGAUUUCCAUUCCUUUGACUUCCUUUCAUCAUUUCAAGAAAUGGGUUCAGGAGAAAAGGUAUUUGUUUAUGAAGAUCUGGUGAAGCACAAAGACAGAAAUGAUUGUUGGCUUUUGAUCUCUAGAAAGGUGUAUAAUGUAACCCAAUUCUUGGAGGACCAUCCUGGUGGAGAUGAAGUUUUGCUUGCUGCUAGUGGAAAAGAUGCGACCAAUGAUUUCGAAGACGUAGGUCACAGUGAUGAUGCAAGAGAGCAGAUGCAGAAGUACUAUAUUGGUGAGGUCGAUGCCACCACCAUUCCCGCACGAAGGAUGUACAAAGCACAGACGUCAACCGCGGCAACUCAACAAGAGGAGCCUGGCUUUCUGUUUAAGAUUAUACAGUUCCUGGUACCCCUCUUGAUCUUAGGCUUCGCAUUCGGUUUACAGUUCUUGGGGAAGAAGGAAAAAACCGAAACUUAGAUAACUUUCCCAUUAUGGAACCUGCUAGUUCGUAUGUAUGCUUGUUAAAGCUGUUGUUGUUGUUGUUGUUGUAAUGUUCGUGACAGUCUAUAACUGAUUGCUAUUAAUAAUGUCUUGGAAUGUCGUUUUCGAUCUA
Messenger RNA from Gossypium raimondii (Peruvian cotton), 655 nucleotides. RefSeq names its product cytochrome b5. NCBI's taxonomy places the organism in Eukaryota, Viridiplantae, Streptophyta, Magnoliopsida, Malvales, Malvaceae. The coding region runs from base 103 to 519 and encodes 138 amino acids. The record is from RefSeq and is a predicted model, not a curated record. The transcript has 4 exons. Gene Ontology annotation, molecular function: heme binding. Gene Ontology annotation, cellular component: intracellular membrane-bounded organelle; membrane.